Glycine soja is the source of this 1804-nucleotide messenger RNA. RefSeq names its product NAC domain-containing protein 87-like. Bases 159 to 1382 code for a protein of 407 amino acids. Lineage: Eukaryota; Viridiplantae; Streptophyta; Magnoliopsida; Fabales; Fabaceae. Gene Ontology annotation, biological process: regulation of DNA-templated transcription. The transcript is spliced from 3 exons. The record is from RefSeq and is a predicted model, not a curated record. Gene Ontology annotation, molecular function: DNA binding.
UCUCUUUCCACUUCUUCUUCUUCUUAGAAAUUGAUUCUUCAUUCCUCUUUUCGAUCUCUUCUUAGUUUUAACAGCUUUCUUCUUUUGCUAGCUUGAAAGGGUUUUGUGAUAUAUAUAUAAUAUUUUUGAAUUCUUCAAACUUAUACAUAUUUGAUUUCAUGGAAGAGCCUAUUGUGGUGAACAAAGGUGAGGAGCCUUUAGAUUUGCCUCCAGGUUUCAGGUUCCACCCUACCGAUGAAGAGAUAAUCACUUAUUAUCUCACUGAGAAGGUGAAGAAUAGCAUUUUCAGUGCAAUUGCUAUUGGAGAGGCUGAUUUGAACAAGUGUGAACCUUGGGAUUUACCAAAGAAAGCCAAGAUAGGGGAGAAAGAGUGGUACUUCUUCUGUCAAAAGGAUAGGAAGUACCCAACUGGGAUGAGAACCAAUAGAGCAACAGAAUCUGGGUACUGGAAGGCCACAGGAAAAGAUAAGGAGAUUUACAAAGGGAAAGGGAACCUUGUGGGGAUGAAGAAGACCCUCGUGUUCUAUAAAGGGAGAGCUCCAAAGGGUGAGAAGAGCAAUUGGGUCAUGCAUGAAUUCAGAUUGGAAGGCAAAUUUGCUAGUUACAAUCUUCCUAAGGCAGCAAAGGAUGAAUGGGUUGUCUCAAGGGUUUUUCACAAGAACACAGAUGUCAAAAAGUCCUCAAUUCCUGGCCUUUUGAGGAUAAACUCUAUUGGGGAUGAUCUUCUUGAUUAUUCUUCACUCCCAUCUCUCAUGGAUCCUCCUUAUGGCAACAACACCAACACCACCAACAACAACAACAACAAUGCUAACCCACUUUCAUCAACUAAAUUAUCACAAUCAGAGGGCUAUUAUCUUCCCAGUUUCUCCAUCAACAACAACCACCACCAGCUUCUCAUCAAGCCAGAAGACCACCACAACCACAGAAUCUAUGAAUUUCCCACAAUUAACUUCACCUCCAACCAAACCAAUCUCAGCAGCAACAACGUUAACCCAAUGGGGAACAACAACACACUCUCAUCACAGCCCUUAAACAUGUUCUCAGCUGAUUACUAUGUACACCAAAACAGGAUCAAAAGCUCCAUCAUGCCAAGUGUUGCAGGCUCAGGUUUUGUUAGCGACAACAAUAACCAUGAUGAAGCUAUCCUAAGAGCAUUUGCAGCCAAGAACAACGAGCACAUACAGUGCAAGAUGGAGCAAUUUUCUUCUAACCACUCACAAGACACGGGCUUGAGCAACGACAGAAACACAACUGACACAUCCUCGGUGGUUUCGAUGGGAAGAAAUAAUAAUAAUAGGGCACUGUACGAGGAUCUUGAAGGCCCUUCUUCAGUUGCACCUCUCUCAGAUUUGGAAUGCCUGCAGUGGGAUGAUGACUACUGAAGAACAAGAUAAGAGAAUUGAAUUGAAUUAUAUAUAUAUAAAAAGCAAGUUUGCAGAUCCAUGGUUUUUUUCAUUGUGGGAUCAUAAGCAUCGUGCAUAGUAAAUUAGUAAUCACGUACCCUUUUUUUUGUUGGAUUUUUAAAACAGUCUUCUACAUACUGAUUUUAAUUAUCAUUAUAAACAUGAUCAUACACAUCAUUAGGACAUCAUCAUAGGGAAAGUUCUUGGGUACACAUACACUGUAUAGAUUUAUGAUAUCCAGGCCUUUUCGGUGUUAGUUUUUUCUUUCUAUUCUUCAUAGUUUAUAUCGAGGGGAAGGACUUGAUGAAUCAUGUACAUCUAUAUUCUUUUGUUAUAUUAGUGGGUUUGUUUUUUUAUUCUUUUCGUUGAAUUUUUUAGCUGCGUCAUAUAUUCCAAGUUCA